CUUGAAUUAACCACUCCUCUCCUCGGUAUCGGGGCAAAUGCGCAAUUUAAUGAAGAAAAAUAACAAGUUAUAUGUUUUGAAAAAAGUUUCUAUUGAUGGGAUAUAUAUCAAGCCACUAAUCUCAGCUAAAGCUAUUGAAACUAACGAGUUUUACGAUUAAUUGGCUCUGCUCGUGAACAAGUUGCAUUGGGACAGGUCAAACUUUGUGACUAAAAAUGGCCAGCGGGGAGGUAAAAUAUGGGGAAAUUAAGAGGAAGCGUCAGUUUAGGAUAAAUGAAGCCGAAAAGAAACUUAAAAGAGAGCUUAGGUUGAUAAAUGGAAAAUCUGAAAGGGCGAAAAAAAAAGCGGACCGGGCCAUUGAAAACAUGAAAGAAGAAAUGGACAGGCUUCAGUCGGCGAAAGAUACAGCUAUAAGAGAUUUUGAAGAAGAGAAACGGUUGGCAGAUGAGGAAGCUGAACGAGAUCUAGAGGCUGCCAAACAGCUGGAAGAAGAACAAAAUAAAAGGAUGGGUUCCAAGAAAAGCUUAACUGUUUUAGCCAUAAUAGACAGCCAGAUAAUGGAGCUAGAACGGGAAAUUAAAGAGCAACUGGAAACGUACACAUGAACGAAAUUAUAAAUUGAAGAAAAAAGAAGACAAACUGCGGAUAACUGGAAUUACUGUAAACAGUCACACAUUAUAUAAGGUUGUAAAAAUUGAAUAUGUGAUACGUGCAUUUGGUCUGAUCGUUUUAAAGUAUGUUUCGAGUAAAGAUGAUGAAUGGUUCGAGCUUAACAAAUACCAGGUUCAGUGUUUAGAAACAAAACUAGAAGUUGAACUUCUGAAAGUGAAAAGUAUCAAAGGUCACUGUAAUGUUUUUAAAAUAUCAGUGUUUACAGGAUCAAUACGUUUUGAUAAUUGACAAUGCAAUUUUCUGAUAUCCAUCGAUUAUGAAUGAACAGUUCCCAGGUUCACAGGCUUUUCAUUAGCACAAUUCUUGACUUACUCGUACUACUGUUCUUGUUUAUUUAAUGCGUCGAUUGCAAUGUUAUUUGUUUAAGACAGAUCGUAUUUCAGAUAUUCAAGAUAUGUGCACAACAACCUUAUCUCAGAAUUAAAAUACGUAAUAAGAUUUAUAACUAUUUGUUCAAUUAAUCCAUCUUCUUUUAAAUUUAUUGUUAAUGUUGUCUUAAAACAACUUCAUUUUAAUGCGAUUUACAUUUCUCGUUUAACCAAAAAAUAUAUUGGUUUAGUCUUCGAUAUUUCUAUAAAUGCUCAUUUUGUGAAAACUAAGUUUAUAAUCUUGAUACUUGUAAGAUUAUUAAACAUUCCAAGGUAAUCAGCAAUAUCAUCACAAACCCUAUUAUUUUAUUUUAAUGUCCACCGCAGACCACCGCAAAGAAAAACUUUUGAAAAAUUGGAGAUCAGGUGAAUGGGCAUUGAAAAACAUAAUAGUGUUCAUACAAAAAAGCUAGAAUUUUGAUUAAAGCAAUAUAAAUGCGCGCAAAAAAUAUUUUUACGAUCUUAGAACGCUCGCUAAAAGGUAUGUUACAAUGCGUUCUGGAUAAGUAUUUAAAACAAAAACAAAAACUCUUAUUUAAUUUCAAACUGGUUAAGAUAAUAUACAUCGUGUAUAAAAUAACUGGCUAACAUAUAUCUGGUGAAAGGUUGCAUUUGAUAUUCAUUUACAUGCUACCAUGAAAUGUAAAUAAUUAUUUUUUGUUUACAAAUAUAUGUCGACAGAAGGUAAAACAAAAGCAAAAAAUAUUCCACGUAACCCCCGAACCAUUGCUCUUUUAGACGUAAAUUUAACAAAUUUGAGAAAAAAGAUAAACAAGAUCGCACUGUCUGAUCAUAUCUCUGUUUGAUAAACGUGACAGACGUUUUUGAUGUUUGAGCAUAAAGUCAACAAAUGGAGGACUGUAUAGGUGUAUGUCGUUUAUUUAUUGUAUGUGAUAUAUCACCCUGAAAUGUUUCAUCUACCGCAUAUGUCACAAUGUUUUAGAAAUUGCGCCUGUUUUUUCACAUAAAGCACACCAUGGUGCCUUUCGUUUGGACCUAAUCUUUGUAAAAAUGUCCACGUCGGUUUAUGCCCUUCGUUGUAUAUCGACUCUUUCAAGACAAUUAAAACAUUUGAUAAAGGUAUGACAAAAGCUGCCGAUGUUUGUAAUAUUUGGAAUUAGUUGCGAUAAAUACGACAGGUUGACAUUUAUUGGAGCUACAUAUGAGUAGCAAAACUCUAUUUUCUUUACUGGAAUGUACAUUUGUUUCUAUCUUAAAAAUGAUGACGUCAAGACAGCCGGUACUUGGUUCUGAUCGGAUAUACAUAACAAGUAAAACAAGUAGAUAAACCAGCGACAAGCCUACUCAUUAAUUUUGAACUUUCCUUUUUUGAAAAUCUUAUAUUGCAUGGUAAAUAAUUAUACAGCCCGGAUAAGGUUCAGUGUAGAUAAAAUAUUCCGACGAUCCGUUAACAAAUAACCACUGAUAUUUGAGGUACUAAGAAGGCAAACAAAGAUCAAUACCACAUGUAUGUGAAUAAAAACUAAAUCAGUCGAAUCCAAAUCGUGACGUCACAAAAUCAUUGUUGAACAAAACUAAAUCAACCAUUCAGAAACAACAUUAUUUAAUGAACUCCCAUUCAUAAUAUAUUACAAAAAAUGAAUAAAACCAUGCAAAGAUAUCGCCGAGACUUUAUCGUGAAAAUCUAGAGCUAUUAUUUAUACUCUUCAAUACUUUACAAUCCUCAAAUCACUUUUAAUUCCUUGGGCUAAGACGAGGUACUCGGUGUAAUUGUGUCAAAGCAGUUCUCUAAUGGAAUUCAACAUAAUAGUAUAGUUUAAAUACAGCAGCGCGGUUAGCUAAAUUUCUUAAUGCUGGCUCGAAUUCUGCCGGAUGGGAGUUUCUGCGAUGACCGUGAAAUAUUUUUUUAUAAAAAUAUACCUAGAAAAGACAGAAAAUGCACACUGUGCCAUCUAAACGAUAUAGAAGACGAGUUCCAUUUUGUUUUUGCUUACCCAAUGUAUAAUGAAAUCCGACAGACCUAUAUUCCUAGAUAUUAUGUUAGAAAUCCAAGUAUGAUAAAAUCUAUAUCAUAACUAAAUUCUGGAAAAAAACUAUGUUAAUAAAAUUAGCGAUUUUUUGUAUUAAGGCUUUUAAGAUAAGAGACAUAAAUACAUGAUAUCUUAAAUGACAUUCUCACAUUAUAUUGCUGUUAAAUAUGUUAGUUUUGUGUAUACCAUAUGUAUUGUUAGUAUAGUUACCAAAAUAUCCAUAGGCUUUACUUAUUUAUUUAUUACAUGCAUGCUAC
This is a messenger RNA of Mya arenaria, 3288 nucleotides long. Its product is annotated as ezrin-like. NCBI's taxonomy places the organism in Eukaryota, Metazoa, Mollusca, Bivalvia, Myida, Myidae. Gene Ontology annotation, molecular function: nucleic acid binding. The transcript has 20 exons. Bases 216 to 605 code for a protein of 129 amino acids. The record is from RefSeq and is a predicted model, not a curated record.